Aspergillus niger is the source of this 1790-nucleotide messenger RNA. RefSeq names its product alpha-galactosidase aglC-Aspergillus niger [truncated ORF] (gene aglC). The transcript has 3 exons. Gene Ontology annotation, biological process: carbohydrate catabolic process. The record is from RefSeq and is a predicted model, not a curated record. The annotation marks the transcript as partial. Lineage: Eukaryota; Fungi; Ascomycota; Eurotiomycetes; Eurotiales; Aspergillaceae. Gene Ontology annotation, molecular function: alpha-galactosidase activity.
AUGAUCGGGUCUUCUCAUGCCGUGGUGGCCCUGGGCCUUUUUACGUUAUACGGUCAUUCUGCAGCAGCACCCGCAAUUGGGGCUUCGAAUUCACAGACGAUCGUUACGAAUGGCACUAGUUUCGCAUUGAACGGCGACAAUGUCUCAUAUCGAUUCCAUGUCAACAGUAGCACCGGCGACUUGAUUUCUGAUCAUUUUGGUGGUGUCGUCUCCGGCACAAUCCCUUCGCCAGUGGAACCUGCUGUCAACGGCUGGGUCGGCAUGCCUGGUCGAAUCCGCCGGGAGUUCCCCGACCAAGGCCGUGGGGAUUUCCGCAUUCCCGCCGUUCGUAUUCGGGAAUCGGCAGGUUAUACUGUUAGCGAUCUCCAAUAUGUGUCGCACGAGGUGAUCGAAGGUAAAUAUGCUUUGCCUGGCCUGCCUGCCACAUUUGGCGAUGCGCAGGACGCCACCACUUUGGUAGUCCAUCUGUAUGACAACUAUAGCUCCGUCGCGGCCGACUUGUCAUACUCCAUAUUUCCGAAAUAUGAUGCGAUCGUGAGGAGUGUCAAUGUGACCAACCAGGGCCCAGGUAAUAUCACUAUCGAGGCCCUUGCAAGCAUAAGUAUCGAUUUCCCCUAUGAAGACCUCGACAUGGUCAGCCUCCGAGGCGACUGGGCCAGAGAGGCAAAUGUUCAGAGAAGCAAAGUGCAGUAUGGCGUCCAGGGAUUUGGAAGCAGUACUGGAUAUUCCUCUCACCUUCAUAAUCCCUUCCUUGCCAUAGUAGAUCCAGCUACUACCGAAUCGCAAGGCGAGGCAUGGGGUUUCAACCUUGUAUAUACCGGCUCUUUCUCGGCGCAAGUAGAGAAAGGAUCGCAAGGUUUCACCCGGGCGCUGCUCGGCUUCAACCCGGACCAAUUAUCGUGGAACCUUGGCCCUGGCGAGACUUUAACCUCCCCCGAGUGUGUUGCAGUCUACUCGGACAAAGGCCUUGGCUCAGUGUCUCGCAAAUUCCACCGGCUAUAUCGCAACCACCUCAUGAAGAGCAAGUUCGCCACGUCCGACCGGCCGGUUCUGCUGAAUAGCUGGGAAGGUGUUUAUUUCGAUUACAAUCAAAGCAGCAUCGAAACUCUUGCCGAAGAGUCCGCUGCCCUGGGUGUCCACCUCUUUGUCAUGGACGACGGCUGGUUUGGGGACAAGUACCCUCGAGUGUCCGAUAACGCCGGACUGGGCGACUGGAUGCCCAAUCCAGCGCGCUUCCCGGACGGGUUGACCCCGGUCGUGCAAGACAUCACAAAUCUCACCGUCAAUGGCACAGAGUCCACAAAACUUCGCUUUGGUAUUUGGGUGGAGCCCGAGAUGGUCAACCCCAAUUCCACUCUCUACCACGAACACCCGGAGUGGGCGCUUCAUGCCGGGCCUUACCCCCGUACCGAGCGUCGGAACCAGCUCGUCCUCAACCUGGCGCUUCCGGCUGUGCAGGACUUCAUCAUAGACUUCAUGACGAACCUGUUACAAGAUACCGGCAUUUCCUACGUCAAAUGGGACAACAACCGGGGGAUACACGAGACGCCCUCUCCGUCGACUGACCAUCAGUACAUGCUUGGCCUCUACCGGGUGUUCGACACACUGACCACCCGUUUUCCGGAUGUCCUGUGGGAAGGAUGUGCCUCGGGCGGCGGCCGCUUUGAUGCUGGCAUGCUGCAGUAUGUCCCCCAGAUCUGGACUUCCGACAACACCGACGCCAUCGACCGAAUCACCAUCCAAUUUGGGACCUCGCUUGCCUACCCGCCAUCAGCAAUGGGAGCCCACCU